This is a messenger RNA of Pichia kudriavzevii, 7344 nucleotides long. RefSeq lists its product as uncharacterized. Gene Ontology annotation, cellular component: catalytic step 2 spliceosome; U5 snRNP. NCBI's taxonomy places the organism in Eukaryota, Fungi, Ascomycota, Pichiomycetes, Pichiales, Pichiaceae. The record is from RefSeq and is a predicted model, not a curated record. Gene Ontology annotation, molecular function: U5 snRNA binding; U2 snRNA binding; U1 snRNA binding. The transcript has a single exon. The coding region runs from base 1 to 7344 and encodes 2447 amino acids. Gene Ontology annotation, biological process: mRNA splicing, via spliceosome; spliceosomal tri-snRNP complex assembly.
AUGGCACCCAAAAAGGCUUUGCCUGCUAAAAGACCGCCACCGCCACCACCUCCAGCCGUGGCAGCUUCUCAGACAGCUAAUAUAGCUGAACCACCAAAAAAGAAAGUAAAGUUACCACCGCCACCACCGCCACCAACAUCAACAUCAACAUCAUCCUCCUCCUCCUCAUUAUUUGCCUCUACAGGAAAACAUACAGAGAAAAGUGCUCCUUCUAGGUUACCACCGCCUCCUCCACCACCACCACCUCCAUCUUCGAAGUCACAACAAGGUUCAAAUAAGGGCUCAAAACCAAAUGGCAUUCCCCAAGAUAUUUUGAAAGCAAGAGCAAAGAAAUGGCUACUAUUACAAAAGAACAGAUUUACGGAAAAGAAAAUACAGAAGGGCUCUCAUGUCCAUAAUGUCAAAUAUGAGAUGCCUCCAGAACAUAUACGUAAAAUUAUGAAUAACCAAGGUGAUCUAUCAUCGAAAGCAUUCAAUAGUGAGAAAAGAGCUAUGCUUGGUGCACUCAGAUAUAUGCCACAUGCUUUAUUGAAACUACUUGAGAAUAUGCCACAACCUUGGGAAACAGAAAAGUCUGUCCGAGUUCUUUAUCACACAGGUGGUGCAAUCUCAUUUGUUAACGAAAUUCCAAGGGUUAUAGAGCCGGUCUAUAAAGCACAAUGGGCAACAGCUUGGAUUCAAAUGAGAAGAGAGAAACGUGAUCGUAAAAAUUUUAGGAGGAUGAAAUUCCCUCCCUUUGAUGACGAAGAGCCAUUCAUGGAUUUUUCUAAAGAAAUACCUGCUAUUGAUUCUUUGCAGGGCGUUUCUAUUGAAUUGGAUCCAAUCGAAGAUGAAGCUGUGGCUGAUUGGUUAUACGAAGAUAAACCUUUAAUAGAGGAUAGGAGGUUUGUCAACGGCGCAUCAUACAGAAAGUGGAAUUUAAGUGUGGAUAUUCUUUCGAAUUUACAUCGAUUAUCUACCCCUCUUGUAGGGGAUGACAAUCUUGACACAAAUUCGAAUUAUCUUUUUGACAAAGAGUCACUCUUUACAGCAAAGGCAUUGAAUAUAGCAUUACCCGGAGGCCCAAAAUUUGAACCUUUAUACAAAGACGAGAACCCGGAUGAUGAAGAUUUCAAUGAAUUCAAUUCCCUGGACCGGAUUAUCUUUCGUAAUCCAAUCAAGUCAGAAUAUAAGGUUGCGUUCCCUUAUGUUUAUAACAACCUUGUGAGAUCAGUUUCAAUUCCAAAAUAUCAUUCACCUCCUGUUCUAUUUGUAAGGUCAGAAGAUCCAGAACUUCCUUCUUUCCAUUUCAACUCAGACUACAAUCUUAUUAAACCCAAAAACGGACUAACAAAUUUGCAUGAAAUCACUGAUUUUGAAUCAGAAACAGGAGAAAUGCUCAACGAUUUAGGAGUAGUUGAUGAUAUUUCAUUCGACUUACCAGAUGAUUUUGAGCCGUUCUUCACUGAGCAACCAAUUGAGCCCACCAAAAACACCUACCAGUCAUUAGAGCUGUACUGGUCAUCCAAUUCGUUUAGUCAGAGAGCUGGAAAUAUGAAGAGGGCAGAAGACGUACCUUUGAUCAAAAACUGGUACUUACAACCAUCACCUCCCGGAGAGCGGGUCAAGGUUAAAAUAUCCCACCAAAAACUAUUGAAGUCACAUGUUUUGAAUGAAUUGAAAAAGGAGAGGUCACCCUCUAAUGACAGUACCCCGAAAUUAUUGAAAGCAUUGAAAAACACGAAGUUUUUCCAAGAGACAACUUUGGAUUGGAUCGAAGUGGGAAUCCAGGUAUGUAAACAAGGACAUAAUAUGCUCAAUUUGCUUAUACAUAAGAGAGGCCUAACGUACUUGCAUUUAGAUUACAAUUUCAAUUUAAAGCCAACUAAGACUUUAUCUACUAAAGAACGAAAGAAAUCUAGAUUUGGUAAUGCAUUUCACUUGAUUAGGGAAAUGUUCAGGAUGAUCAAGAUGAUUGUUGAUGCGCAUAUACAGUUUAGACUAGGUAACAUUGAUGCAUAUCAAUUGGCAGAUGGUUUAUAUUAUGCGAUGAAUCAUAUGGGCCAAUUGACUGGUAUAUACAGAUACAAAUAUAAGGUUAUGCAUCAAAUCAGGGCAAUCAAAGACUUAAAACAUGUGGUGUAUAGUAGAUUUAAUAAAAUUAUUGGUAAAGGUCCAGGUUGCGGUUUCUGGCAGCCUGCAUGGAGAGUGUGGAUUUUCUUCAUCAGAGGUAUCAUACCAAUACUUGAAAGAUGGUUAGGAAAUCUUCUAUCUCGUCAAUUUGAAGGAAGACAAUCUAAAGAAGUCACCAAAACUAUCACUAAACAAAGAGUUGAUUCCUAUUACGACCUUGAGCUUAGAGCUGCAGUUAUGAAGGACAUUCUCGAUAUGAUUCCGGAGGGAAUGAAACAAAACAAAUCCAAGACGAUCAUGCAACAUUUAAGCGAGGCCUGGAGAUGUUGGAAAGCCAAUAUUCCAUGGAAGGUUCCAGGAUUGCCUGAGCCAAUAGUGCAUAUAAUUGAAAGGUAUAUCAAGGUCAAAGCUGAUGGUUGGAUUUCAGUUGCAUAUUACAACAGGGAGAAGAUUCAACGUGGUGCAUCUAUCGAGAAAACGGUGGUAAAGAAAAACCUUGGAAGAUUGACAAGGUUGUGGAUAAAGAAUGAGCAAGAUAGACAGUUGGAGUAUCAAAAAGAAGGCUCUUUCAUUUCACCAGAAGAAGGUGUUGAAAUAUAUAUGAAUAUGGUUAACUGGCUUGAAAGUAGAAACUUUGUUCCAAUACCUUUCCCACCAAUCAAUUAUAAGCAUGACAGCAAGAUUUUGAUACUUGCAUUAGAAAGUCUAAAGGAACAAUAUCAAGGUAAUAGCAGACUAAACUCACAGGAAAGACAAGAGUUGUCGAUAAUUGAACAAGCCUACGAUAAUCCUCAUGAAUUUUUGGCUAAUAUUAAAAGAACAAUUCUAACACAAAGAAACUUCAAGGAAGUGAAACUGGAAAUGAUGGACCAUUAUUCCCAUAUUACUCCAGUAUAUGAUAUAGAACCACUCGAAAAAAUUGUGGAUGCUUACUUAGACCAAUACCUAUGGUACGAAGCUGAGAAGAGAGGUUUAUUUCCAAAUUGGGUUAAGCCCAAUGAUGCAGAAAUACCACCACUACUCACGUAUAAAUGGUGUCAAGGUGUUAACAAUCUAGAUGAUGUAUGGAAUGUUUCACAAGGACAAAAAGAUGUCAUUUUACAAACGACAUUGGACAAGCUGGGCGAGAAAAUAGACUUCACUUUGUUGAAUCAACUACUAAGAUUAGUUGUUGACCCUAAUAUCGCCGAUUACAUAACGUCAAAAAACAACGUUAGUCUCAAUUAUAAGGAUAUGAGCUAUGUCAAUCAGUUUGGGCUAAUCAAAGGUUUGCAAUUUGCUUCUUUCGUGUACCAAUAUUACGCUCUAGCUACUGAUUUGAUGAUUCUUGGUUUGGAUCGGGCUUCUGAUUUAGCAGGCUCCCCGUCUAAUCCGAACGAAUUUCUUGAAUUUGAAAGCUUGGAAAAGCAGAAACAACAUCCUAUACGAUUGUACAUGAGGUAUAUUGACAAAAUUACUAUUUUUUUCAGGUUCGACAAAGAGGAGUCUGAUGAGUUGGUUGACGAUUAUCUAACUGAAAAUCCUGAUCCCAAUUUUGAGCAAAUUGUCGGAUACAAUAAUAGAAGGUGCUGGCCAAGAGACUGUAGGAUGAAGUUAACUAGACGUGAUGUUCAUUUGGGUCGUGCUUGUUUUUGGGAAAUAUCUAGGAGGCUGCCGAGGUCGAUCAUAGACAUAAAAUGGGAGAAUACAUUGGCUUCUGUAUACUCACUAGACAAUCCAAACUUAUUGUUUACUAUGUGUGGUUUUGAAGUUAGAAUUCUACCAACAUGCAGAAUGAGUGAAAGUAAACCUUCAAAAGAAGGUGUCUGGGAUUUGAUUGACGAAAACUCUAAGGAAGUAACGGCUAAGGCUUUCCUACAGGUGACCAAGGAGGAUAUUGAGAAGUUUCAAAAUAGCAUCAGACGUAUCUUGUUAUCUGCGGGCUCGAGCCCCUUCACCAAAAUUGCAUCCAGAUGGAAUACUGCUGUGUUGGCCUUAUUCGUAUACUACCGUGAAGCUAUUGUAGCAACCGAGCCAUUGUUGGACAUCUUAGUUAAAUCGGAGACAAGAAUACAAAAUAAGGUCAAGCUUGGAUUAAAUUCAAAGAUGCCAACACGAUUUCCACCAGCUGUGUUUUAUACUCCUAAAGAAUUGGGUGGUCUAGGGAUGUUGAGUGCUUCUCAUAUUUUGAUUCCUUCAUCUGACCUCAGAUGGUCCAGACAAACAGAAACCGGUAUCACACAUUUUAGAGCAGGUAUGACACAUGAUGAUGAAAGAAUAAUACCAACAAUCUACCGUUAUAUUACCACAUGGGAGAACGAAUUUUUAGACUCCCAAAGAGUGUGGUCCGAAUUUUCAAACAAGAGAAAUGAGGCUGAACAACUGAAAAAAAGAUUAACAUUCGAAGAUCUUGAGGAUUGUUGGGACAGAGGUUUACCAAGGGUUAGCACAUUGUUUCAAAAAGAUAGGCAAACUUUAGCUGUUGACAAGGGUUAUCGUAUCCGUAAAGAAUUUAAGGAGUAUUCUGUUACAAAAAACAAUUUUUACUGGUGGCUAUCUGACAGACAUGACGGUAGAUUGUGGAAUUUAAAUGCUUAUCGUACUGAUGUUAUCCAAGCUUUGGGUGGUAUUGAAACUAUUCUUGAACAUACUUUGUUCAAAGGUACAGGUUUUGAAUCAUGGGAAGGCUUGUUCUGGGAAAAGGCUUCUGGUUUUGAGGACACUUUAAAAUUUAAGAAGUUAACCAAUGCGCAAAGGUCUGGUUUAUCCCAGAUUCCGAACAGAAGGUUUACGUUGUGGUGGUCUCCAACCAUCAAUAGGGCAAACGUUUAUGUGGGUUUCUUGGUUCAGUUGGAUUUGACUGGAAUAUUUUUGCAUGGUAAGAUUCCUUCUUUAAAAAUUUCAUUAAUCCAGAUCUUCAGAGCCCACUUAUGGCAGAAGAUUCACGAAAGUUUAGUUGUGGAUAUUUGCCAAGUUUUGGAUAGCCAUUUGGAAGAAUUAAUGAUUGAUGGCGUUGAGAAAUUGCCGAUUCAUCCACGUAAAUCGUACAAAAUGAAUUCAUCUGCUGCAGAUAUUUUAAUGAAAGGUAUAACUCAAUGGUCCUGCUCCAAACCUUCCUUAUUAUACGAUUCUAAUGAUGAUUAUCGUACCAUUAAAAGUGACAAGUUUUGGAUUGAUAUCCAGUUAAGAUACGGAGACUAUGAUUCUCAUGACAUUUCACGUUAUGCUAGAGCCAAGUACUUAGACUAUACGAGUGACACAUCAACUGUUUAUCCGUCUGCCACAGGCCUAGUUAUUGCUGUUGAUUUGUCAUAUAAUAUGUACAAUGCUUAUGGUAACUGGUUUCCUGGCCUCAAAGAGUUGGUACAAAAGGCGCUAAAAACUAUUAUGAAAGCAAACCCAGCAUUGUAUGUUUUGAGAGAAAGAAUUAGAAAAGGACUACAGUUGUACCAAGCACAACCACAGGAAUCAUUUUUGAGUUCGAGCAAUUAUGCUGAAUUGUUUAAUAAUGACAAUAAAUUAGUUGUCGAUGACAGUAACGUAUAUCGAGUUGUCAUGCAUAGCACGUAUGAGGGAAAUUCAGCUGUAAAGGUCUUAAAUGGUGCGUUAUUUAUGAUCAAUCCUCGAACGGGCCAGUUGUUUUUGAAGGUUAUGCAUAGUUCAAUGUACCAAGGCCAGAAACAUCGGAGUAAAAUGUCCAAGUGGAAAUCUGCAGAAGAAGUUGCUGCAUUGGUUAGAUCACUACCUACAGACGAACAGCCUACACAAGUAAUCAUAACUUCCAAAGGUAUCAUGGACCCACUUGAAGUUCAUAUGCUUGACUUUCCAAACAUUUCCUUAAGACCGACUGAGUUGCGCCUUCCUUUCGACGCUGCUUUAAAGAUUGAUAAACUUGGAAAUUUAGUUAAUACAGCAAAAGAACCAACAAUGGUCUUGUUCAACAUAUAUGAUGAUUGGUUGGAAUCAUGCUCAUCGUUUACAGCUUUUAAUAGGUUGAUCGUUUUGAUGAGAGCUUUACAGGUCAAUUCAGAUAAAGCCAAGUUAAUUUUAAGACCUAACAGCAAUAUUGUUACUAAAGAACAUCAUUUAUGGCCAAGUUUUAGUGUUGAACAGUGGAGAAGUGUUGAAGCACAGCUAGCUGACCUAAUUUUGAAUGACUAUUCAGAGAAGUUCAACGUAAAUAUUGAUACAUUGACGGAUAACGAGAUCCGGGACAUUAUUUUGGGACAGAAUUUGAAUGCACCGUCUGUUAAAAACCAAAAAAUUGCUGAGAUUGAAGGUAAUAAGGCCGUGAGUCUAAAGAAUGACGGUAAUGAGGAAAUUGAGCAACAAAUAUCUAAUAAGGUGAAAACAGUUAACGUGCAUGGUGAAGAUAUUGUUACUGUCACCACUAGUAAUCUUGGCCAGGAGAAAUUUGAGAGCAAAUCGAGCUGGAGAAAAAGGGCUAUCCUCUCUUCUCUGCUUGAUUUAGAGAAGAGCAAGGUUUUUGUAACCUCUGGGAAUUUCGCAGAUGAAGAGAGUUUUGCUUUUGUUAUACCUAAGAAUAUACUAUCGACUUUCCUAUCGUGCUGCGAUUCCAGGUUGCAGGUUGGUGGAUUUAUUUACGGCAAAUCUCCGGUAGAUAAUGACCAGGUCAAAGAAAUCAGAUGUAUUGUUAUAGCUCCACAGUUAGGUGAGCACAACCAAGUUAACCUCCCUCAUGUGGCGCCUUCUUCGGAAUACUUGGAAGGACUUGAACCGCUAGGUUGGAUUCAUAGUGUACCGUCCGGGAAAGAAACCGAUUUAGAUGGUUGCUAUGAGAUCAUAAAUCAUGCAAGAAUGAGGAAUGAGUUUAAAUGGUCCAAUAAGGCAUCAAUCAUUUCUGUCUUGCUUAACAAUGGUAGUGUCACCAUUACCAGCAAUCGUGUUACUGAAAAUGGGUUGAAUUGGGGUGUCAAAUAUGCCAAGUAUCUAGGUCAAGCAGAUAGGUUGAUUCACUAUUCUGACGAUUAUAGGGUGCAUACGCCACUUAUCUUAACUGAGAAGUUUAAAGGUUAUACUAUGGUCCCAGAGACAGAUGUGUGGAAUUAUUCGUUCGUAUCCAACACUUUUGAUAGCGAAGAGGAAUACAAAUUAAAGAUAGACCAACCUUUAGGCUUUUUCAACGAGUUGCAUAGACCAAUCCAUUUCGACGCAUUUAGUAAACUAGAAGAUCAUAAUAUACAAGGCGUUGAUUACAGUGUGGAAGCUGAGCAGGAAGACGUUUUUAUAUGA